AUGUCUCUAACACAACGACCCCCCGUCACACAACAUGAACUCGCUCAAGCGGCGUCUCAAGUACACUAUGCGUUGUUGAAGAACCCGUCACCCCACUGCCCCAACAUCGCAACAUGGGCACCAUGGUUGGAGUUCGCCAUUGGUGAGGUCCGCAGGGCGUUCUACGAAGGACGCUUACGCUUCAAGAGCGUUCCGAGCAGAGCCCUCUACGCCUGCUACGAGAUGGAGAGGGGUUUCCACGACUCCUCGUACGUCCCCUGUCUCUGGGACAUCCGACAAUUCAGCAGCAACGCAGAGGCGGCGGAAGCAUACGGCUUCGACUUUGGUUUGGAGGCAAACGAUCAAGGCGAUGUCCCCGUCCUGGAGUGGAAGGACAUCGAGAAAAAGAGCUGGAUUGAAUGCAUUACACCGCGAACUACCGUCGCGUCCUCAUCGAAGGCUGCCGUGGCGUCCUCGUCCAAGGCUGCCGUGGCGUCCUCGUCCAAGGCUGCCGUGGCGUCCUCGUCCAAGGCUGCCGUGGCGUCCUCGUCCAAGGCUGCCGUGGCGUCCUCGUCCAAGGCUGCCGUGGCGUCCUCGUCCAAGGCUGCCGUCACCUCCUCGUCCACAGUGAUUCCUCCAGCCGACCGCCUUUCGAAACCACCAGCCGACCGCCUUUCGAAACCGCCAGCCGAAUCGCGAUCGGCGAUCUCCGCUCGAAAGGCAUUGACUGGCGACGAAUCCAUGGACGCGGAAGAUAUUAUAGUUGAUCCUGAACCCCCGUGUGAAAAACAAGCACGUCCCACGAGCGAUCGUAGCAGCGAGCCUACGCCCCAAAAGCGACGAAGGAGAAAGACGAAAAAGCGGAAGCAUCGGGAGGCGCCUGCGAACACCUCAGAGGAAUCUACGAACGGCGCCUCUUCCCCGGAGAUGUCAGAUGUUGACCAGCGGCAGACGCGGUCGAAGGCGUCCGCCACUGGUAAGGGAAGUCUGGGCACCGCUGGCGAGGCGUCCGACGAUCCUGCAAAACGUUCGAACACCUCAGAGCCAUACGUUCCACCUGAAGAUUUCUUUCCUCCAUUCAACCCCCCACCAGGAUUCUAUCCGUGCGCACGGGCACCACGGCCGACGGACAAGGACCCCUAUGACUGGCGAUGCAGGAACUGCCGAGAGGCCGACGUCGACUGCAUCUUCUUCCCCGUGAGUGGGGGGAAUUGCCAUCGAUGCAAAGGGGGCUCGGUCGGGUGCGAUCUCUCCAAGUUCUCGCCUAGUAAGAAGGGUUUCGCUCCAGGCUACGGCGCCUAUAAGGCCGCCGUGCAAUGGGCGAAUCCGCACAUUUACCCUAACCCCAUUCCCGUAUCGACGGUGUGGGCUAUGAUAGGGAACACAACAUUAGUUCCGACUUGGUUCAAGGAGUGGUGGCGCGAACAUCACAAGCAUUCCGAGGAAGCUCUGGCGAUAAAGAGACAGAAGGUCGCGGCGAACCCGGACGCGUACUCACUCCACAGAGACGAUAUGGAACCUGUCCAAAACCUUCCCGAUGAGGUUUACAUAAGGAAAAACUAUCCAUACAAUUCGCGGGCGCCCCCACCUCCCAUCAGCGCAGAAAACCCUGAUCCACAAGAGGAUGCGGAUGGCGAAGGCCUUGUGGCCGCCAAGCCACCGGCGAAGAAGCGUCGGCAUGCUGCAGGUGUUGCAGCGCGCCCUCAACCGACACCCGAGUCACUGGCUCCGCAUAAUCAGGCACCGCCGCCUCCUGGUCGAGAUUUUCGCAACGUUCCGCCAACGCAUGUUGCUCCCACAGAUCCGGUGGAGGAGCUCCGCAGCCUUGCCGGGAUUGCGCCAUCCAACCACGCGGAUUUUGUUUCCCGUGGGGAUUACAACAUCCUCCUCAACCGCCUCGAGGACCAGGCUGCGAGGACGCGAGAGCUCGAGCUCAAAGUCGCUGAGAUGCGUGGCCAGCUGGACGGGAUCCUCUUCUCGCACGGCGGUGGAUUUCAGGCGGCUGGAUCUAUGUUUUCACGCUCGCCGUUCGCACCAUCAGGGGCAGCUCGCCCGUUCAGUGGGAUCCAGCAGACACUCCUCAAUCUCGGCCGCGCCAUCACCUUCGGGCUCUGCGCUGCCACUGCCGCCGUCCAGGUCGAGCGCGGCAUCGCGAUCGACAUCCGUAGCGUCUUCAUUCGGAUUCCAAAGCGAGGAGGGCGCCUCGAGAUCUUCGACCGGCUGCAAGGACGGCCCACAAAGGGGGCUGAGAUUGAUUGUCCCGAAGCGCUCGACGUGAAGAUAUUCGAAGACUGCAUCCACGCGGUUGACUCUAUAGAAGAGGCGAUCCACAACAAAUAUUCGAUGGAAUGGACGAUAGCAGAACACAUCAACGUCCUGCCCAAGGGCCAUGGAGUAGUGAGAGACUCGGAGCAAGCGCGUCUGCAGCGCGAGUUUCCAGUCCCUGCGGUGACGGAUUGCGGGAUUCCCCAUGCAAUCCACAGCGGCGCCGUGAUUGUCGACGCCGAUCAGGUUCCACUUGUCUGGGCACUCCCCGAUCUGUUGUCAGCAGCCCGUCAUGAUGACCUGUUUGAUGCCACCAAAAAGCUUAAAACGUUUCUUGACAAGCCCACAAUGCAGACGUCUUCCUGGCGUAAAUUCAAGGGGUUCUUCAAUUCGAACGCAGACGGAGGUUGCGGCAUCUUUGGGAUAGUUCCGCAGAUGAAGGACGUGUUCACCGGUGAAGUUCGCGAGUCGCGAGACUUCUAUGAGGCCGAAGUCCAAGGCUGGUUGCAAACGAUCACUCGAAUUGGCGCAAUAUUGGAUGCCGUCUUACGUAUUCUCGUCCCCAGCCAGCAUAAGCAAGUGGGCGAGUAUCUCCAGGCGAACUUACCAGAGGGAAUUCCUUGGCCAGUCACAGGGAUCGCCCUGCAGAUGAUCUUCAACCGAAAAACUCCCUACCAUCGCGAUGUGAAUAGCUUCCGCCAUUGGUACGAUCUCCUCGUCACCCUUGGAAAUUACGGACACGGCGCAUAUAUCGGACUUCGAAGUCUCGGGUACUCCGUUCCGUACAGGCCGGGCACUGGGGUGCUGGUCUUGGCCAACGUUGUGGAACAUGGCGUUCCCGAGGUCGAGGGUACGAGAAUCGCUAUCUCUUGGUACAACCGUCGAGACAUGGUUGGUAUUUGGGGUGAUGAGGACGAUGUUGUGGCGCCAUCGGAGACAGUCCAAAACUUAGUUAUGCGGAUUCUUCGCGAAACCGCAGUGCAUUCGUUGUAA
Messenger RNA from Epithele typhae, 3237 nucleotides. RefSeq lists its product as uncharacterized. Lineage: Eukaryota; Fungi; Basidiomycota; Agaricomycetes; Polyporales; Epitheliaceae. The transcript has 14 exons. The record is from RefSeq and is a predicted model, not a curated record. Bases 1 to 3237 code for a protein of 1078 amino acids.